GACUUAAUUUUUAAAACGUAAAAAUAAUAUAAAAAAUCCCCCGGAGCGAAGAGCGUUGGUUUGGUCGUCCCUAUGGCAGUGGCACCGCGUUUUUUCAUCUCUGUUCAACCCCGUUUACCAGUCGCUUCCAUUCCAUCGUUUCACUGUCUUUUAUCAUCCUUUCCUCUCUUCUUAUCAUCGUCACAACAGCUUCAUCGCCUAAUUCUCCAUGCAUCAGAUUUUCCAUAACAACCUAACCAACGCCAUGGACUCCAAGAAGCUUCGAAGAAAACCUAAGCUCGACCGUCGUAAUGCUCUCAAGUACUUCGAUUACGACGCUGGAUCGUCUUCUUCUUCGUCCGAUGAUUCUUCUGGUUCGCUCUAUACACGUUCUAUGGAGUUGUAUGAUCGUACUAGCUUCCGAAUUGAAGGGGCUGAAGGUGAGCUUGAUCGGAUUUGUAAGAGUUUGGGACUUUCUGGACCGGAGGAUUUUGCUAUUCCGGCGGCUGCUUGGGAGGCUAUGAAGGUUCGGUACUCUACGGAUAGUCUAUCGAGUUUGAAGCUUGAAGAGGUCGAUUUUCAGGAGAAGGUGAAUGAGGUGAGAGAAUCAGAAGAGGAAGGUGGAUUGAAUAAGAAAUGUGAACACAGUGUUAGGGAUAGUGAUAGGGUUACAGAUGAGGUUGUUGAGACUGUUCUUGUUGCUGCUAGUGAUGGUGAUGGUCGUGGGGGUAUCAGUGGAAUUCAUCCGGCAAUGAUUAAGGUGCCGGAAUUGGCUCCGAUAAGGGAAGGGGAAGAAGGGAUUUUGAACGGGGAAGUGGUGGAGAAAGAAGGUGAGGAAGUUGGUAUUGGUACAGGUAUAGGUAGGGUAAGUUUGAAGAGGGAAGAGGAAGAGGGGGUGGUGGAUAAUACGGAUAGGAUUGCUGAGAUUGUUGUUGGCCUUUCGGAAUCAUCUUUGUUUAGUACUACUUCCAACGAAGAUGGUUCAUCUAGGACUGCCAUGGAACCUUGCUCCAAUCAUGUGUCUCCUAACGGGAGAAUUAAGCGUAUUAUUACCCCUGGAUGCUGGCAAAAGGGUCAGUUUUUGGGUGGAGGUUCGUUUGGAUCUGUCUAUGAAGGAAUUUCUGACGAUGGAUUCUUUUUUGCUGUUAAAGAAGUUUCAUUGCUUGAUCAAGGAGAUCAGGGAAAACAAAGUGUCUAUCAGCUGGAGCAGGAAAUUGCACUUUUGAGUCGUUUUGAACAUGAUAAUAUAGUUCAAUACUAUGGCACUGAAAUGGAUAAAUCCAAGCUGCAUAUCUUUAUUGAGCUUGUAACCAAGGGUUCUCUUAGAAGCCUCUAUCAGAGGUAUACUCUCCGAGAUUCCCUAGUAUCUGCCUAUACAAGACAGAUUCUGCAUGGUUUGAAGUAUCUUCACGAUCAAAAUGUGGUUCACAGGGAUAUCAAAUGUGCAAAUAUAUUGGUGCAUGCAAGUGGAUCUGUCAAACUUGCAGAUUUUGGGUUAGCAAAGGCAACCAAAUUGAAUGAUGUUAAAUCAUGCAAAGGGACAGCAUUCUGGAUGGCCCCUGAGGUUGUGAAAGGAAAGAACAAAGGUUAUGGGCUACCAGCUGAUGUUUGGAGUCUGGGAUGCACUGUGCUGGAGAUGCUAACGGGACAAAUUCCUUACUCCAAUUUGGAAUGUAUGCAGGCAAUAUUUAAAAUUGGAAAAGGUGUGCUACCUCCUAUUCCUGAUACUCUUUCAAGAGAUGCAAAAGAUUUUAUCAUGCAGUGCCUUCAAGUUAAUCCUGAUGAUCGUCCUACUGCUGCUCAACUCUUAAACCAUCCGUUUCUCCAUAGGCCACUUUCACAGUCUUCAUCUCCUUACAUUCAUGGCAGAAGGGGUUAAACAUUGUCAUCUUCAACCAUGAAACAUAAUGAAGCAAUUGUUACUUUGCUCGUGUUGUGGCAUUCAGAGUUUGCUUGCUUGUUUACGACUCAAGUAGAUUUUUAGACGCUGCUUCUGCUCAAAUGAUAUGAAGCACCACAGAACCAAGCUAUCAACUCGGCAAAGUGCUUAUGGAUACUUGUAUGAUUUGUUCAUUUGUAGCAACGACAACAUAUCAACGUCAAGCUGAAAAAAGUUACCCCACCUUUCCCUCUAAUGAGAGCUAAAGUAUGAAAAAUCUACCGGGCUUAGCUUUAGGGACAAUAGUAGCAAGAAAUGGAUAACCAUUCUUGUUGUACAUAUUUAACAGUAUGCCAUUUUUUGUGUAUAUAUUACAAAGUCAUGUUUUUUACAUUUUUCUUGUUUGAAUCCAUGUUUAGUGUUUCUCAUUUGGUUGAAUAUAAUGAAUUGUUCGAUUCAUAAUUUCAUAUAACUGACUGAUGCAGCAAGGAAGAUUUCUAUUGGUUUUAUGAGUUGUUUCUGUGUAGUGCUUUAUCAGUUCUCCGAAACCUCCCGGUCUGCUGGAAUUCUGUUUAUAUCACCAA
Messenger RNA from Vicia villosa (hairy vetch), 2442 nucleotides. RefSeq names its product mitogen-activated protein kinase kinase kinase 1-like. The record is from RefSeq and is a predicted model, not a curated record. NCBI's taxonomy places the organism in Eukaryota, Viridiplantae, Streptophyta, Magnoliopsida, Fabales, Fabaceae. The transcript has 9 exons. Bases 209 to 1858 code for a protein of 549 amino acids. Gene Ontology annotation, molecular function: protein kinase activity; ATP binding. Gene Ontology annotation, biological process: protein phosphorylation.